AAAAAAUUGGGAUUAAAAAAAAAACAAUCUCUCUUUUCUUUUUGAGGACUUGCGCGUUGUUCUGAGUUCUCUCUUUCUCUCUCUCUCCGCUUGAAUUGACUUUCAAUUAAUUCUAGCAAAACCCAAUUUUGCUUGUCAAUUCGAAGAUUUGGAUUUGUCUUUGUUUGGUGAUUGUAAAACUUUGCGUGGCCACGAUUUUCUGCAGGGGAUCAACAGCUUUGUUUUGAGGCUCAAAUUCGGUUACUGGGGAAUAUUGAGGUUGCAAAGAGAUGAUGUAAGAUAUAUCCGGUGUGCUGCCUUUCUGAAUUGUGUUUCUGUUAUAAAGUAGUCCAAAUUAUGCGUUGGAUUGUCUUUCCUCGCACGAGUUUGAUUUGUAUGAAUUUUCGUAAAUCAUCUACUCAAUAGAAGUGGACACAUUUCUCAGAGGAUUAAACUCUUCAGGGCCAUGGAGAAUUCUUAUGAGACGUCUAAUGGGAAUGGGCUGACUGACAAUGGCCACAUGGUCACGAGGAACUCUUCUUGUAAACCCUGCGUAAAGGUUUCUCUACCUUGGUUUGAUUUGAGAGUUUUUUAUGUUCGAGUUAGCAAAUGUGAGAUUGAUGAUUCCACUCCUGAGUACCUCACACUAAACCAUGUUCCACUCAACCGUCAUACACUUCUUGAAGUCAAUGGUGUUAGAACAAGCAUAUAUUCUGAUGGGGUGUCAACCCUUCUUAGAAGGGAUCGAUUGGAUAAAAAGUCUGAAGAAGCUACUUUUGUGAGCACUGAUAGUAUCAGGAUGACAGGAAGUGUGAAAUUUGAGGUCUUUGAUCAAGAUCUUCUCUUGUUAUCUGGGGUUUUGGAAUUGCGUACUAGUAAUGGUUUUUUCAGCGAAUCAAAUAAUCAGGGCCAGGAAUGGAGCAUGAAUUGUGAAUCUGACGUGACUGUGGGUACUGGUUUCUUUAAGGGAAAGCAAGUGUUGGGGCCAGAAUUGGCUUCACCUAUAAUUGAGGUCUACAUUGCAGGGUCCUGUUUGGGCACUCCAAUUAUCUUAACAAAAACUCUGCAACUGGGUCAUCGAAAAAAGCAUGUGAGGAAGGGCAGGUUGGAUGCAAUACCCGAGUAUGAGGCAGCUGAAGGACAGAAAGAUGAUCCUUCCAGGCUUGCUUUGCAGGUACCCCUUUGCCAAUCUAAAUUUGUGUCAGAAUUUCCUUACGACAAACCAGAAAGCGAAGAUGAUUACAACAACCGGUACUCUGGGACAGCAUAUUUUGAAGGUGAUGAUGGAGAGCUUUCAUGGUUCAAUGCUGGUGUAAGAGUGGGUGUUGGGAUUGGCCUUAGCAUUUGUCUUGGAGUUGGAAUUGGAGUGGGCUUGCUGGCCCGAACCUACCAAGGCACCACCCGCAACUUUCGGAGGCGGCUACCGUAAUCCAGACUUUCCCUGUUUUGCAGGCUUCUGACCAAAUUCCAUCAAUUUAAAUCAUUAACGGUCCCAAGUCAGUUAACUUGGUGGUACUUCUGGCAUGUCCCUGUUGUCAGCAAGUUGGCUUGUUCCGCAAUCAAGUUCAUGCAAUGCAUGCUUCGACCCACCUUAGUUUCUUCUGGGGCCAAGCCUUUUGUCUGAUAUAAAAGGAUCGUUGGUUCCAAAUGCACAACCACACAAGAAGGAAAUCUCACAGCAUCUCUAACUUGGUGCUGUCUGCAGCGGCUUUCUUAUAUAUAUAUAUAUAUAUAUGGUUCUGCUGCUUUUGUUUUGUAAAGCGUUGAUAGCAGUGAAGUUUUGGUAAUGGAAGUAAAGACAGAAGCCUUCGACGGCUCGCGACUCAACUUGUCUUUGUACUUAAUUUUGUUUGUCCGCCUUGCUUGAUGACUGUGUUAUAGUUAUUCCAGUUUCUGUCACAGAUACUCGGUAGUAGAGAGAAGGCAAUUUUUUCGGAGAGGGAUGAUAUCAUGUGUAUGUUCCUGCGUGUAUUUUCAGUGUGUUCGAUUUAAACCGAUCACGAUUUCCAAUAA
Molecule: messenger RNA, 1992 nt
Organism: Carya illinoinensis
Lineage: Eukaryota; Viridiplantae; Streptophyta; Magnoliopsida; Fagales; Juglandaceae
Exons: 4
Coding region: 446-1408 (320 amino acids)
Molecular function (GO): phosphoglycerate dehydrogenase activity
Source: RefSeq, a predicted model, not a curated record